Danio rerio (zebrafish) is the source of this 1411-nucleotide messenger RNA. RefSeq names its product required for meiotic nuclear division 5 homolog B (gene rmnd5b). The record is from RefSeq and is marked provisional. Lineage: Eukaryota; Metazoa; Chordata; Actinopteri; Cypriniformes; Danionidae. Gene Ontology annotation, biological process: proteasome-mediated ubiquitin-dependent protein catabolic process. Gene Ontology annotation, cellular component: cytoplasm. Gene Ontology annotation, molecular function: ubiquitin-protein transferase activity; ubiquitin protein ligase activity.
CUGGUGAACUGGUGUCAAACAGGACGUGGUGUGUGUGUGUGUUUGUAAGCUGUGCUGAUGGAGCAGUGUGCGUGUGUGGAGCGAGAACUGGAGAAGGUGCUGCACCGGUUCGUCACAUAUGGACAUCAGUCAGAGGAACGGCUGGACGAACUCCUAAAUAACGUCUGUGAGCUGAGGAGUCGACUGCUCGCUUAUGGUGUUCAGGAUGCAGAUCUCUCAGUGCUACAUCAAACCAUGGCCCAGUGCUGUAAGGAGAUCAAGGAAACCGUGCAGAUGCUUGCCUCCAGACACAAGGACAUCCACGGCAGCGUGUCCAAAGUGGGCAAAGCCAUCGACAGAAAUUUUGAUGCGGAGGUGAGUGCAGUAGUUGCUGAGAAUGUGUGGGACUCUCCAGAGAGGCAGAAAUACCUCAGUGAAACCAUCGUUGAACACCUGUAUCGACAGGGCAUGCUGAGUGUUGCAGAAGACCUCUGCCAGGAGUCUGGUGUAGUAAUCGACAUGAGCAUGAAACAACCCUUUCUGGAGCUCAACCGCAUUUUAGAGGCUUUAAGAACACAAGAUCUCAGACCGGCUUUAGAAUGGGCAGUGACAAACCGUCAGCGGCUGCUGGAUCUGAACAGCACCCUUGAGUUUAAGCUGCACAGACUGUAUUUCAUCAGCCUGCUCAAUGGGGGCAUCGGCAAACAGCAGGAGGCGCUACAGUACGCUCGACAUUUCCAACCCUUCGCCUCACAGCAUCAGAGAGAUAUUCAGAUCUUAAUGGGCAGUCUUGUGUACCUCCGCCAUGGGAUCGAGAACUCUCCGUACCGCAGUCUUCUGGAGACGGACCAGUGGGCUGAGAUCUGUAACAUCUUCACACGCGACGCUUGUGCUCUGCUUGGCCUCUCUGUAGAGUCUCCACUCAGUGUCAGUUUUGCGUCGGGCUGUAUGGCACUUCCUGUACUCAUGAACAUCAAGCAGGUCAUUGAACAGAGACAGUGCAGCGGGGUUUGGACACAUAAGGAUGAGCUGCCAAUUGAAAUAGACCUGGGAAAGAAGUGCUGGUAUCACUCAGUGUUCGCCUGUCCUAUCCUGAGGCAGCAAACAUCAGAGAGCAAUCCUCCCAUGAAGCUCAUCUGUGGACACGUCAUAUCCAGAGACGCUCUGAACAAACUCACCAAUGCUGGAAAGCUUAAAUGCCCGUAUUGUCCAAUGGAGCAGAAUCCCUCAGAUGCCAAACAGAUCUACUUCUGAUGUCUCUCUCCUCUCUCUUCUGGAUGAAACGUUGAAGGCAGUUCCGAUGAUUCUCCUUCAAAGGCAAUGAUGAGCCUCCAGUGGUGGAUUCAACCCCUGAAAACGCCGCCACCUUCCUCUCCAAAGCUUUCGUUUCCAGAGGCGGGUGGCCACGGCAGCGUUCCUGUAGAUGCAAAGU